Molecule: messenger RNA, 1065 nt
Organism: Penicillium mononematosum
Lineage: Eukaryota; Fungi; Ascomycota; Eurotiomycetes; Eurotiales; Aspergillaceae
Exons: 4
Coding region: 1-1065 (354 amino acids)
Source: RefSeq, a predicted model, not a curated record
AUGUGGCCUUACGGCGAGCCCAAUCCCGAGCAGGUGAACAGGAGUACUCAGACCUCCCCAGGUUUAUCCUCCAGAUGGGGACAAAUUGCUACGGAUAAUAAGGCUUUGCAUGAUGAAAUUGAACGGCUCCAACGGCGAGUCAAAACUGCAGAAAAAAAGGCAGAGUUCUUUCAACGGGAGCGGCUUCUUGUAGAGGAGCAGGCUCGUCAGCGAGGCGAGUUGCUCGAAAAUGCUGUUCAAGAAUCGAAAGUUGCCAGAAAAGAGAACCGAAUCCUCAUGGCCAAAAUUGCAAGCUUGCAAGCUGGGGUUGAGACCUUCUCUGAUGAACAAGUUAAGCAAGAGAUGUGUCUACUUUACCACGAUCUUGAACAUUGGCGGUUUACUCAUUUCGUAGCAAUGCCAAAACUUCAACAAAGGAACGAUCCCACGCCAAGUUCAGACGGACUUGAUAUCUCGACAUUGGAUAUCAUCCAAGCUCACAUUGCCGGGCUGAUUUAUCGGUCGUUUUGGAACAGAUUUAUGUUUGGCUCCAACCAAUCUUUGUGUAAUUAUCUCCGCAAGGCCGACUCCGAAAUAAAUAAAAAGUUUUCCAACCACAUUUCCCGGCACUGGAGAUGUGCGAUGAGCUCUGCUGUGCUAUCGAUGGAGACCCCUAAUUUGGAAGGACAGUGCAAUUGGAUCAUCGAGAAGGUAGAAUCCUGCUUCGGUCGCUAUGCUGUCACCGAGAGACCGAAACGAAUGCAACAGCUCCACAACAUUAUUGCGCGCUGUAUCAAGUUCAAACAUAAAUUGGAUUGCCAGGAAGAUAGAUAUAUCUUCUGGGGCAGCUACCAAUAUGGAUUGCCGUUCCGGGAUGAUAAAAUGCGUACCUUGACAGAGGAGGAUACGUCGGAUGGACACGUUCAUACUAGCCUGUGGCCGGGUCUAUAUAAGAUUAUCCAAACUGGCGAAUGGUCGACAGUCGAAAAAGAGACUGUGAAAAAGAUUGCUCCAGAGACCUCUUCUGUUGAAAUGAUCGACGAGAUGGAAUCCCAUGAAGGCGUCCCAGAAUUGGAUGAGAUUUAG